Staurois parvus is the source of this 334-nucleotide messenger RNA. The record is from the annotation of a GenBank genome assembly. NCBI's taxonomy places the organism in Eukaryota, Metazoa, Chordata, Amphibia, Anura, Ranidae.
GCCCAGAGUAGUUCACUGUUACCAUGGUAACAUUGUAUUUCUUUGGUCACAGUGUGCUGAAAAAUAAAAUUGUAAAAAAAAGAAAAAAUGUAAUAACAAAUAAAAAAUUUAUAGAAACAUUUGAAAAAAAAUAUACAAAUUCAAUAAUUAUUAUUAUUAUUUUCACCAAAGAAAUGUAGCAGAAUACAUUUUGACCUAAAUCGGGACUGACUAUUUGGAAACUCGGGUCAGUAGGGGGCCCUAUAAGAUGCCCCUGGUAUCAUUUUCAUAGGCUUUUUUGUGUUUGGGCAAGGACACAGGGGCCCCAUGAUCCCCUAUUGCCAGGGGGCCCCAU